This is a messenger RNA of Arabidopsis arenosa, 1574 nucleotides long. NCBI's taxonomy places the organism in Eukaryota, Viridiplantae, Streptophyta, Magnoliopsida, Brassicales, Brassicaceae. The record is from the annotation of a GenBank genome assembly.
AACUACAGUCAGUUUCUUAUACGCAUCCUUUCUUGAAUUCUGAGUUUUUUGAGGUGAAAAAUGGAGAUUUCGGAGAGUGCUAGAGCUCGAUUAGCCGUUCUCAAGGCGCACUUGACCGUAUCUGAGCCGACUCAGGUGUUGCCGGCGAUCGAGCCAUGGGGCACAUCGGCUCACAUUACCGCUGCACCGCAUGGAUCGCUUAAAGGAAACUUGACUAUCGUCGAUGAGCGUACUGGGAAGAAAUAUCAGAUCCCUGUCUCAGAGCAUGGUACCGUUAAAUCCGUUGAUCUCAAGCAGAUAACGACAGGGAAGGAUGACAAGGGGCUUAAGUUAUACGACCCUGGUUACUUUAACACGGCUCCUGUUCGAUCUUCGAUUUCUUACAUCGAUGGAGAUGAAGGAAUCUUACGUUAUCGGGGAUACCCAGUCGAGGAGUUGGCUGAGAGAAGUACUUAUACAGAGGUUACUUAUCUCCUAAUUUAUGGGAAUCUGCCUUCUCAAAGACAGCUAGCUGAUUGGGAGUUUGAGAUUUCUCAGAAUUCAGCUGUGCCACAAGGAGUAUUGGAUCUCAUACAGUCCAUGCCUCAUGAUGUACAUCCAAUAGGAGCUCUUGUCACUGCAAUGAGUGCACUUUCCAUCUUUUAUCCUGAUGCAAAUCCUUCUCUUAUGGGCCUAGGUGUUUACCAGUCAAAACAAGUUCGUGAUAAACAGAUUUUUCGUAUUCUUGGACAGGCACCAACAAUUGCAGCAGCUGCUUAUUUGAGGAAGGCAGGCAAGCCUCCUGUUCAACCUUUGAGCAACCUUUCUUAUUCAGAGAAUUUCCUCUAUAUGGUGGAAUCAAUGGGAAAUAAGUCUUACAAGCCUAAUCCUCGGCUAGCUCGAGUGUUGGACAUUAUCUUCAUACUGCAUGUUGAACAUGAAAUGAACUGCUCUACUGCUGCUGCUCGGCAUCUUUCCUCUAGCGGUGUUGAUGUGUAUACUGCUGUUGCGGGAGGUGUUGGAGCCAUCUAUGGUCCCCUUCAUGGUGGUGCAAUUGAGGCUACGGUUAACAUGUUAUCAGAGAUUGGCACUGUUGAAAAUAUUCCAGUGUUCAUUGAAAGCGUGAAGAAUAAGAAGAGGAAGUUGUCGGGUUUUGGUCACCGUGUUUACAAAAAAUACGAUCCUCGAGGAAAAGUCGUUAAGAAACUGGCCGAUGAAGUGUUCUCCAUUCUUGGAAGGGAGCCUCUGUUUGAGGUAGGAGAUGCUCUAGAGAAGGCGGCACUCUCUGAUGAAUAUUUCAUUAAAAGAAAGCUUUACCCAAAUGCUGAUUUUUACUCUGGAUUAAUCUAUAGGGCAUUGGGAAUCCCAUCAUCAUUCAUGGCAGUCGCACGUAUUGCUGGAUACUUGUCACACUGGCGUGAGUCGUUAGAUAAUCCUGACACAAAGAUCAUGAGACCCCAACAGGUCUAUACUGGAAUGGGGUUAAGACAUUACGAGCCAGUGACAGAAAGAACCAAGCUGUGAUUCGGAUUUGGAUGAGUUGGGUCAAGUUUUCCAUCAAGAAGGCGUUAGCUGGGUCACGUCUUAAUCCUACU